Molecule: messenger RNA, 1864 nt
Organism: Osmia lignaria (orchard mason bee)
Lineage: Eukaryota; Metazoa; Arthropoda; Insecta; Hymenoptera; Megachilidae
Source: RefSeq, a predicted model, not a curated record
AUGGGGAAUGUACUAGCUGCCUCUGUACCUCCUCCACCUUCGCCGCCACCUCCAACUUCAGGAUUACUUCCGAAUUUAGAAAAACCAGAUUUAUCUACGGGAUUGCACCCGUCUACCAAAUCUUCGGAUAGCCUAUCAAAUCCAGGCACGAUCGAGGAUCUUCAUAAAAAGUGUAAAGAUGUAUUCCCUGUAAAUUUUGAAGGUGCAAAACUAAUGUUCAAUAAAGGCCUUAGCAAUCACUUUCAAAUUUCCCAUACAAUAAAUAUGAGUUCAGUCGCACCGUCUGGAUACAGAUUUGGAGCAACUUAUGUUGGUACACAGGAGCCAGUACCUUCAGAAGCUUACCCAGUUUUACUAGGUGACAUUGAUCCAAGUGGAAAUCUUAAUGCCAAUAUAAUUCAUCAGUUUGGUCAGAGGAUAAGAGGGAAAUUAGCUACUCAAGUACAAAAAAGUAAAUUCACCGCUGUGCAAAUGACAACGGAUUAUCGCGGCGAUGCUUACACGUUGUCUUUCACGGUGGGCAAUCCAGAUAUACUAAAUGGUUCUGGCGUUUUCGUGAUGCAUUAUCUACAGAGUAUAACACCUUCCAUCGCUUUGGGCGGAGAAUUAGCUUAUCAAAGAGGCCCUGCUAUACCAGGAGGUCAGGUUGCUGUUCUAUCAGCGGCCGGAAGGUAUACAUGCGAUGAUUCCACAAUCAGUGCUAGUCUAGGUUUUUCUGGUUGUCACCUUUGUUUCCAUCAAAGAGCUAGUCCGCAGUUACAGGUUGGAGUGGAGUUGGAAAUAAAUUCUAGAAUACAGGAAUCCACCGGCACUAUCGCGUAUCAAGUCGAUUUACCAAAGGCCGAUUUAAUAUUUAGAGGGAGCGUAGAUACAAAUUGGACAGUGGGUGCUGUAUUGGAGAAGAAAUUGCAGCCAUUGCCAUUCUCAUUUGCGUUAAGUGGAAUGAUGAAUCAUAGUAAACAACAAUUUCGGCUCGGCUGCGGUUUGAUAAUCGGUUAAGGCUAGGCAUUUAGUUGAAUAUCGGUCGAGUACAUAAUCUAGCCAAGCGAUGAGAAGGAGAGAAACGCAGGAGUGACUUGACCACUGCGUACCAUAAUUAAGGGAACGUUGUAAUUACUAUCGAUGAAACCCAAUUGAUUAUCUUCUUCUCGUUGAUUACCUCGUCUGUUCGCUAUUGUGUUUAUACGACCAUUUUGUUUGUUUAUUUUUUAUUAAAGAUACACCGUACCAACAGGGUUUGCUCUCAUUGUGUACAUUCUUUUAAUUUAAGCUGAGCGCCUGUGUGUGUGUAUGGUUGCAUUUACAGUCGAUUAAUUUAUUAGUGUAACUUCUGUUUGGAUUAUACAAAGAACACGCGUGUAUUCAAUAAUACGAAAUAUAACGUGAAAUUUUCAUACAUUGACGCAAGUACAAGUACAACGCGAGCACUGAGAAUAUGGGGCACGCGCGCGUGCAUAUACGUGCAUAAAUGCUUGAAACAAACGGCGAUAAAGUUGUUGUUUCGUGCUUUGAAAUUACGAAAAAAAUUUUUAAGGAACGUUAUAAAUUUGACUACUGUUGUAAGAAUAUUAUCGACGUUAAACUUUGGUAAAUCAUACAGAUUUCAUCAUCGUUUCUCGUAACCGUAGCUUGAUUGCAAAAUAUCGAGCGAGUAAUCUUUUCUUUUAUUUUUCAUUCAGAUACGAUGUAGGACAAAAAACAAUUUUGACGAUGCUCAUCGUUACCGCUCGUGAGGAUCAACCGAAUGAAAUAUAAAUCUUCUGCUAGCGUCUAUUUUUCUUCGUUUAACAAUUGUAAGAAACAGUGGAGGCAGAAAGAAAUGUAUGGUGAACAGAGAAUGAAAUUAAAGAGGAUUGAGAUGAAA